AUGACUCAACAUGAGGUCCCUUCGCAAGAGCCUUCCGAAACUAAAAUCAUUUUGGAAGGCCAAACAGAACGUCCCAUCGUAAUGAUUGAUAAUUACGAUAGUUUUACUUGGAACAUCGUCCAGUACCUUUCGAAUCUGGAAAAAAGGUACCCAAUUUUGGUUAUUCGCAAUGAUGAACUCACCGUGGACGAACUCGAGCAACUUCAGCCCUUAAAGCUCAUCUUGUCGCCAGGUCCCGGCCAUCCUGCUCGUGACGGUGGUAUCUGCAAUGAAGCCAUUUCUCGUUUUGCCGGAAAAAUCCCCAUUUUCGGUGUCUGCAUGGGUUUGCAAUGUCUUUUCGAAAGCAUGGGCGGUAACGUUGAAUCCGCUGGCGAAAUCAUUCACGGUAAAGUUUCCAAAAUUUACCAUGACGGCUUAGGCUUGUUUCAAGGAAUCCCUCAAGGCAUCUCCGUUACCCGUUAUCAUUCUUUGGCUGGAACUAUCAAGUCGCUCCCCGCUGACUUGGAAGUGACGAGCUGGACCGAAAAUGGCAUUAUCAUGGGUGCUCGUCACAAAAAGUAUGCCAUUGAAGGUGUCCAGUACCAUCCUGAGAGUAUUCUCAGCGAAUACGGUAAAGAGUAUAUUCAAAACUUCUUAAACCUUACUGCAGGCACUUGGGAAGAAAAUCAUGUCACUAUGCCUACAAAGAACAAUUCGUUUAACAAUGCUAUGAAGGAACGCUCCAAUACCGUUUCUUUUUCUUCCGCUGCCCCCGAGAAUGUCUCCAAGCAAUCCAUCCUCAACGAGAUUCACGCUCAGCGUCUCAUCGAUAUCGCCGAAAGCAAAAGUAGCCGCGGCCAUACUGUAAACGAUUUACAAACAUAUUUGAACAUGAACCUUACCCUUCCCGUGGUUAACUUUUAUGACCGCCUCAAAAAGUCGACUCCAGCCCUCAUGGCUGAGGUCAAGCGUGCUUCUCCAUCCAAGGGCGACAUUGAUCCUUAUGCCAAUGCUGCUCAACAGGCUUUGACAUAUGCCAAUGCUGGUGCUUCUGUUAUUUCUGUCCUCACUGAACCCAAGUGGUUCAAAGGUUCCUUGGACGAUUUGCUGCUUGCACGUCGCGCUGUGGAUCAGGUUGCCGACCGCCCUGCAAUCCUCCGCAAGGACUUCAUCAUUGACCCUUACCAAAUCAUGGAAGCUCGUUUGAAUGGUGCUGACUCUGUCUUGCUAAUCGUUGCUAUGCUGUCUUACGAACAAUUAGAAUCUCUCUACAAAUUUGCAAAGUCUCUAGACAUGGAGCCCUUAGUUGAAGUCAACUGCGCAAGCGAGAUGGAAGUUGCUAUUAAAUUAGGUGCCAAGGUAAUUGGUGUUAACAAUCGUAAUUUACACAGUUUCGAGGUAGACUUGUCGAAUACCUCGAAAUUGGUUGACAUGGUUCCUAAGGACGUUGUGCUGGCUGCUCUCAGCGGCAUUGGCUCCAGAGCCGAUGUUGAAUUAUAUACAAAGCAAGGCGUUUCUGCCGUCCUCGUUGGCGAGUCAUUGAUGCGUGCUUCUGAUCCUGCUGCCUUUGCACAGGAGCUUCUUCAUGGUGCUUCCAAAAAAGAGGGUUCAGAUGUCUCUUCUAAGCCCCUUGUAAAGGUAUGUGGUACUCGCACUGUUCCAGCUGCUAAAACGAUUAUAGAAUCAGGAGGCGAUUUAAUAGGUCUUAUUUUUGCCGAUAAAAGCAAACGGAAGGUGGAUCUUCAAGUUGCUAGAGAAAUCGUGGAGUUAGCCCAUUCCAACGUUCGCAAUUACCGAGACAUGGGUAGCCCACUUGAAAUACAGAAAAAUUGGUUUGGAUACCAAUAUCAAAAAAUUGCUAAUUCUCGCCAUCCCUUGGUUGUUGGUGUGUUCAAAAAUCAACCUUUAGAAUAUAUUAAGGAGGUACUGUCAACCAUUGAUUUAGAUAUCAUUCAGUUGCACGGACAAGAGCCAUUAGAAUGGGCCAACGACCUACAAAAGCCUGUAAUUAAGGUGUUUUCUCCUAAUGCAUCAGAAUUGUCUACACCAAACUACCACAUACUUCCUCUCGUUGAUGCAUUUGUCGGAGGCCAAUCUGGAGGAUUAGGCAAAGCUGUUGAUUGGAAAGCAGCCGCCCAAAUCACGGUCCCUUAUGUUUUAGCUGGUGGGUUGACCCCAGAGAAUGUUCAAGAAGCUCUAACCACAUCCCAUGCUGCGAUCGUCGAUGUUUCCAGCGGAGUAGAAACGGAAGGUAUCCAAGAUGACGAAAAAAUCAAAAGGUUUAUUGAAAAUGCCAAAAAGUGUUAG
Messenger RNA from Schizosaccharomyces osmophilus, 2286 nucleotides. It is a transcript of the gene trp1, whose product is annotated as anthranilate synthase component II, multifunctional enzyme Trp1. The coding region runs from base 1 to 2286 and encodes 761 amino acids. The record is from RefSeq and is a predicted model, not a curated record. Gene Ontology annotation, cellular component: cytosol. The transcript has a single exon. Gene Ontology annotation, biological process: L-tryptophan biosynthetic process. NCBI's taxonomy places the organism in Eukaryota, Fungi, Ascomycota, Schizosaccharomycetes, Schizosaccharomycetales, Schizosaccharomycetaceae. Gene Ontology annotation, molecular function: phosphoribosylanthranilate isomerase activity; anthranilate synthase activity; indole-3-glycerol-phosphate synthase activity.